Molecule: messenger RNA, 695 nt
Organism: Microcebus murinus (gray mouse lemur)
Lineage: Eukaryota; Metazoa; Chordata; Mammalia; Primates; Cheirogaleidae
Gene: DPPA5
Product: developmental pluripotency associated 5
Biological process (GO): regulation of gene expression
Cellular component (GO): cytoplasm
Molecular function (GO): mRNA binding
Source: RefSeq, a predicted model, not a curated record
AUGCAGGUGGAAACCCUAGUUAACUUGGAGGCAGCUGGGCGCGGGGGCACGCUCUCGGAGGUGGCGCGAAGCCGGGGAGAUGACCUCGCGCGCGCUGCGGCCCGGCAGCGCACGGUUAGGCCUCGCUUCCGCUGUAAGGUGUUAGGUUUUGAGGGCCCCGAGAGGGGAACACUCCCGCAGCGUAAGGAUAUCCCACCGUGGGUGAAAGUUCCCGAAGACCUGAAAGACCCAGCGGUGUUUCAGGUCCAGACGCGGCUGCUGGGAGCCAUGUUUGGCCCAGACGGAUCUCGCAUCCCCUACAUCGAACAAGUGAGCAAGGCCAUGCUCCAGCUGAAAGCUCUGGAAUCCUCGGACCUCACCGAGGUCGCGGUCUAUGGCUCCUACUUGUACAAGCUCCGGACCAAGUGGAUGCUCCAGUCCAUGGCCGAGUGGCACCGCCAGCGGGAGGAGCGAGGGAUGCUCAAACUUGAGGAAGCCAUGAAUACCCUCCAACUAGGCCCGUGGAUGAAGUGAAGCCCGUUUCCAGACAAUGUGUUACUGAGGCCAGGAUGUCACAAGAUUAGGUUGCAGUCAGAGCUGGAGUGGUUUCAGCUUGAUUUAAACUCUGCUCCAGCCUGAUGAGUUAAGGAAAAACCAUCUGUUUUUUUUUUUUGUCUCUGCCCUGAGUCCUGAUGUAGUUGUUAGUUAAAGAAUAA